This is a messenger RNA of Fonsecaea monophora, 1284 nucleotides long. RefSeq lists its product as hypothetical. Bases 1 to 1284 code for a protein of 427 amino acids. Lineage: Eukaryota; Fungi; Ascomycota; Eurotiomycetes; Chaetothyriales; Herpotrichiellaceae. The transcript is spliced from 6 exons. The record is from RefSeq and is a predicted model, not a curated record.
AUGCCUCAUGCGCGUAUCGCGUAUUUCUUCGAACUCCAAGCAAGCGAGAUUGGAGCAAUCGUUAGGAAGCAGAGACGAAAGGCGUUUACAGUUAAUGAACGAUCUGGGUGUCUCGACGUGUCAGACCGAGUGUCGAAACACCCGCUCGCGCGGACGCAUUUCAACAUGAACAAGUUUGGGCGAGCGACGGAAGAGGAUUAUUUGCUCGUGGCAGAAGUGAUCGAACAGAUGGCGAAAGAUGCUCAACAGCAACUAUCGGUGCCGUCGAUGCAGGUCGCACCUGCAAGCCGGCGGCGAGUCAACUAUUUCCGAGGUCGCCAAAAGCAGCUGGAACGAAUUCAGGAAUACUUUACGGACGAUGCCGCGGACGAAUGUCGUCCCACUUAUGCGGAGAUGUUCUGGAUCAAUGCGAGUUCGGAGACGAUGGCCGUACAGUCGUUAGAGCGAGUGGCAGCGGAGAUUAGGCAACCGCUGACGGGAAUUGACGACACUCGAACCAAAAUCCGACUGGUCGUCCAGGCGCUGGCGCGACGGAGCAAGCGAUGGCUCAUGGUGUUGGAUAACUAUGACGACCCGGAUCACUUUACGAGUAUUGAGCAAUUUAUCCCAUCUCAUAGCAUGGGCGACAUUCUUGUCACCAGUCGCAGUAAAGGACUGGAAGGACUCGGACGAGUCGUAAUAGUACCGCCUAUGACGAAUCAGGAAGGGAUAGAACUCCUCUUAUACGACUAUCUAACGUCUGAGGUGUUACGAUAUACGCCCCGGCGAUUCUGGAAAUACGGCACGGUACAAGUCGACGGGAAAGAAGAAGACAACCGGGCGAUUAGCGCAUUCACGACGUGGGAGAUGUCAUUUCAGCAGUUGGAAGAAGACGAGGCGCGGAGGGGCGACAUUGGGUACUUCUUGACGGUGUCGGCCUUCUUCCAGCCCGACCGGAUUGACGAGUCACUGUUCCGCUACCACUGGGAAUGGACGCAACCGGCGCCGGCAUGGAUGAGGAUAUUUAGUCAUGAAGAUUCCGGCAGCAACGACUGGUCUCGGUCGUCGGAAUCUGACAGAGUCUCCGACAGCGACCCAGAAGGUCCUGCAAUGGCUCCGGCAGGAUCCGGGUCAGACGCAGAAGACGAGACGCCAGUGGUAGAUCGAGAACCGUGGAAUGUAGAUCUAUUUUGGGAGUUGAUCUCAAAGGCGUUCGAUCUCUCUCUGUUAGAUGGCAUCGCUGGUGGCGCGUCUAUCGAUGAGGCACGCUUCUCGUUACAUCCGGUGAUCUGCGACUGGCUGUAA